This is a messenger RNA of Thrips palmi, 2517 nucleotides long. RefSeq names its product cationic amino acid transporter 3-like. Lineage: Eukaryota; Metazoa; Arthropoda; Insecta; Thysanoptera; Thripidae. Gene Ontology annotation, cellular component: plasma membrane. The transcript is spliced from 9 exons. Gene Ontology annotation, biological process: transmembrane transport; amino acid transport. The record is from RefSeq and is a predicted model, not a curated record. Gene Ontology annotation, molecular function: amino acid transmembrane transporter activity. Bases 72 to 1958 code for a protein of 628 amino acids.
CCGCGCGGGAAGGACGUCCCGGCCCGCCACCCCGGCCUCGCCGUCUCACCGCCUCGCAGACGCCACUCGACAUGCUGACCGCCGUGCAGAGAGCCGCGGCGUCGCUGUGGAAGGCGACAUGGCGCAAGAAGCACCUGGACGACGGGCCCUCCGAGCUGGCCCGCGUGCUGGGCCUGCUGGACCUGACGGCGCUGGGCGUGGGCUCCACCAUGGGGCUCGGCGUGUACGUGCUGGCCGGGUCCGUGUCGCGGCUGCAGGCCGGCCCCGCCGUCGUCGUCUCGUUCCUCAUCGCCGCCGUGGCCAGCGUCUUCGCGGGCCUCUGCUACGCUGAGUUCGCGGCGCGCGUCCCCAAGGCGGGCUCCGCGUACGUCUACGCGUACGUGGCGGUGGGCGAGGCCAUCGCCUUCAUCAUCGGCUGGACGCUCAUCCUCGAGUACGCCAUCGGAACGGCGAGCAUGUCGCGGGCGGUGUCGAGCUACGUGGACAACCUGGUGGGCCAGCGCAUGAGUACCUUCUUGAACGGGACGGUGCACAUGGACAUGCCCUUCAUGGCGGAGUACGCCGACUUCUUCUCCCUGUUCAUCGUGGUCAUCAUCACCCUGCUGCUGGCCUUCGGCGUCAAGGAGUCCUCCUACGUCAACAUGCUCUUCACGUUCGUCAACCUGGUCACGGUGGCCACCGCCUUCGUCACCAGUUCGAUUUAUGCCAAGCCCGAGAACUGGUCGCUGUCGCCGGAGCAGAUCCCGGCGGACCUCCGAGACAAGGCGGGAACGGGCGGCUUCAUGCCCUUCGGCUUCAAGGGGGUCAUCCAGGGCGCCGCCACCUGCUUCUUCGGCUUCGUCGGCUUCGACUGCAUCGCCACCACGAGCGAGGAGACCAAGAACCCCCGGCGCAACAUCCCGCUGGCCAUCGUGCUGUCCCUCAUCAUCAUCUGCACGGCGUACUGCGGCGUGGCCACGUCGCUCACCCUCAUGUGGCCGUACUACGACCAGGACGUGGACGCCCCCUUCACCUACGCCUUCGACCAGCUGGGCCUCACCGCCGUCAGAUGGGUCGUCACCGUGGGCGCCGUCUUCGCCCUGGCCACCAACCUGCUGGGGUGCAUGUUCCCGCUGCCGCGCAUCCUGUACUCCAUGUCCACGGACGGCAUCCUGUUCCGCUUCCUGGGCAACGUCAACUCGCGCACGCACACGCCCGUGAUCAGCACGCUGCUGUCGGGCGCGCUGGCCGGCAUCAUGGCCCUGCUGUUCGACCUGACGCAGCUCAUCGAGAUGCUGUCCAUCGGCACGCUCCUGGCCUACUCCAUCGUGGCCCUGUGCGUGCUCGUGCUCAGGUACACCGCCCACGUGGAGCCCGCCAAGCCGGACAAGACCACGGACCUGGACAGCGAGCCGGGCUUCAGCGUCAAGUCAAUCUGCGCCGGCAUCUCGCGGGCGCCGCGGGCGCUGGUCAACUGGGAGAGGUCGUCCGUGCCCACGGCCACGUCGACGGGGGCGGCGGGCAUCCUGGUGGCGGCGUUCGGCGCGCUGUCGCUGGCGCUGUGCGUGCUGCUGUCACGCGCCGGCUCCACGCUGUACUCCGACCCCGCGCCCUGGACCGCGCCCCUGCUGUCGCUGGGCGUGCCGCUGGUCGUGGUGCUGCUGCUGCUGUGCCUGCAGCCCCAGGCCAGCGUCUCGCACCUAUCCUUCGCGGUGCCCUGCCUGCCGGUCAUCCCGGCCCUCAGCGUCUUCCUCAACACGUACCUCAUGAUGGAGCUCAGGGGGGAGACGUGGGUGCGCUUCGCUGUCUGGAUGAUCAUCGGGCUGGUCGUCUACUUCUCGUACAGCGUGCGGCACAGUGGCGAGCGCACGUGCAACCGGCCGACGAGCAACGGCGUCAACGGCGUCAACGGCCACGCCCCCGCCGUGGGCGACUCCAACACCACCUACAAGCACGCCGAGGGGCUGACACACCUGUGAUAUAUACCUAUUUAUGUUAAGGAUAGAUUUCCAAGUUAUUGAUUAAGGAGAGAGAAUAGAUUCGAGUGCAGUGAAGCGCAGCCUGAGGGAAGUCCCACGUCAGUGGCCGAGCAGAGCAGCCGAGAUUCCAGUGGACUGGAUUCGAGAAUGCCGUUGCGUUUCCUGCUGCUUUUGUACAUACAUGACAGUCGGUCCAAGACUGUGCGAAGAGAAGAGGCGAUAAAUGGACGAUCCCAAAUGUUGAGAUGCUCAGAUUCUGUGCCAAACUCAUUUGCCAUUUUACUAAGUGUGACACGCAGCCUACCGUCGUAUCAAAGAGGACCAUAUCGGUACAAAUAUUGUAUCGCAGAUGCAGAAAAGUUGGAAGUAUUUUGAGUCGCCGUGACGCGGCUGCCUUGUCGGUAAGCCAUUUGCCCGUCAGUUCUAUGGGCAAAAACUAAAAUUCAUGUCAGUCUUUGAAUUCACCAUAAGUAAUAUCUUUUUACAUGUCUCAUGUUGAUUUUAUUUUUCAAAAGAAAACAAAGUGAUUAUUAUAAAAUAAUUUGAUGUGUACCACUUA